Arabidopsis thaliana (thale cress) is the source of this 915-nucleotide messenger RNA. It is a transcript of the gene LPA2, whose product is annotated as low psii accumulation2. The transcript has 2 exons. Gene Ontology annotation, cellular component: chloroplast membrane. The coding region runs from base 12 to 569 and encodes 185 amino acids. NCBI's taxonomy places the organism in Eukaryota, Viridiplantae, Streptophyta, Magnoliopsida, Brassicales, Brassicaceae. The record is from RefSeq and is marked reviewed.
AUCAACUAAAAAUGGCGCUACAAAUCCACUCUCCGUGUUCCUUCUCCACGAGACCCUAUCAUCUCUUCUUCACUACCAGAAACCCUAGAUUCGCAAUCAAAUGUCAAAAUUCCCAAAUCGAAUCCGAUACAACAGAGGAUCCAUCUCGUUCAAAGAAUUCAAGCUCUUCCGGCGUAGGAUUCGGUUCACCGGCGUCUUCUUCUUCGCCGGCUAAGAAAUUGAGUGCGGCUACAUCGGGAAACAAGAAAGGGAAAGGUAAGAGAGAGGUGAAUCGGCGUGCUCCUGUGGAGAAACCUGUGUUCAUGAGCGAAGAAGGAGCGGCCAAGGCAGAGGAGCAGAGACAAAACGAAAACGCGUUUCUUCUUACUUGGCUUGGGCUUGGUAUCGUCAUCCUCAUCGAAGGCAUUAUUCUCGCUGCUUCAGGAUUCCUCCCAGAAGAGUUGGAUAAGUUGUUUGUGAAGUAUGUGUAUCCAGUGUUCACUCCAUCGGUUGUGUUAUUCGUAGCUGGGACAACUGCAUAUGGAGUUCUGAAGUACAUACAGAAUGAGAAAAUGAAGGGUCAAGAGUGAUACUAUACAACCAUGGAUAUUUGAGCUUUCUCGUGAUUGAUGUUAAAUUAGUGUGUUGCAAGCGGAGUUUGUGUAAUGGUCGGACCUUAGUCAUUGUAUAUGCAGAGAGAGCUGGUUAUGUAAAAGUAAAAAUCAGUUUGAAGUUAUUCAAGUGCCAUUUUCAUUUUAUCCUAAACAAAAAUGAAGAGUCAAGGCAUGUAUGUAGUAAUGUCUUGUUGUCAUGAACACCAGAGAAAAAAGCUCAUGGGCUGACCUGGCCCAUCCUUGUUAGGGACGUGCCGGUUUUUAUAUGCAUUUGUAUAUUAAGGGCAGAUUUGGUCUAUUUAGUACUAAAAUGAAUCUGCUA